Molecule: messenger RNA, 1706 nt
Organism: Penaeus monodon (black tiger shrimp)
Lineage: Eukaryota; Metazoa; Arthropoda; Malacostraca; Decapoda; Penaeidae
Exons: 7
Coding region: 100-1062 (320 amino acids)
Source: RefSeq, a predicted model, not a curated record
CUGACGUAGAACUCAGCCAAGAGAAAAGCCGUGACCGGACGGCACUGGCUGUCAGUUGAGGGCCAGUUGGUGCCACGCCGAGACCGGCAUUUGUUUAUCAUGGGAGGCAAAUUCUGGCAACACUGCGUUCUGACGCUCGCUCUUGUGGUGGGCGCGUGCUGGGGCCACGGGCGGCUGGUGGACCCCCCCUCGCGGGCGUCUGCCUGGAGAUUCGGCUAUGAUGUGCCCAUCGACUACAAUGACAACGAGGGCUUCUGCGGGGGCUUGCCUCACCAGUACCAGAACCAGGGCGGGCGCUGCGGCAUCUGCGGCGACGCGUGGGACGAAAACCCGCGGCCGCACGAGGCCGGCGGGAAGUACGCCACCGGGACGAUCGUGCGCACGUACACGGAGGGCCAGACGAUCACCGUGCGCGUCGACCUCACUACCAAUCACCGCGGCCACUUCGAGUUCCGCAUCUGCCCCAACAACAACCCGAGCGUCGAGGCGUCGCAGACCUGCCUCGACGAGCACCCUCUGUUCAAGGCUGACGGCUCAGGCUUCGAGCACGAUAUCAGCACCAGCGGAGAGCAAGCGGUGCAGCUGCAGCUGCCCCGGGGACUUACGUGUACGCACUGUGUCAUGCAGUGGCGCUGGGUGACAGGAAACAAAUGGGGCUACUGCGAGGAUGGCACCGAGGCGGUCGGAUGCGGACCCCAAGAGGAGUUCCGCGCAUGCGCUGACGUGGCGGUGGUUGCGCAGUCAACAUGGUCCAGCGCCGGCUUCACCAGCGCGGCGAACGCGACCAGCCAGGUUAGUGAGUCGGUGACGAGCAGCUACAGCUGGUACUCUACGCCCGACCCGAUCACGCUGAGCCCGACUAUGAAGCCGCCCCGGCCGCCCACAACGACCUGGCGCCCAACGUCCACCAGAAGGACCACCAGAACGCACACUAGAAGGACCACGAGCCCCGAUGCCCACCGCAACGCCCGCUCAGCUCAAGUCCACGCCCGCGCCUACCGCUUGCAGAGCCGUGGGCCCCUGGUAGGACAUACCCGGAAUGGACAAAUGGUGCAACACUAAUUGCUUGAACACGCCUCCCUUCUGCACCUCCUCCCACUGCUUGUGCGACUAACGACCCUUUCGACAGCGGGUCAUUAUGGCGGCGACGCAGGAAACCCUUCACUAGUCACGGAUGAGGGUAAGGCGCCUACCUAGACGGGGAAGGGCCAGAGGGAAGGUUCUCGCUCGCCUCUCCGGUGACUCUCGAGGCUAAUCGUGUUGAAAUCAUGACUGGAACAGCGACUCCAUUUGCCAUCUCACUCCAAGGAUAUAACCGUGUUUUUUUUUAACCCAAAAAGCUGGCAGCUAGAAACGCUACGAAAUGUGCCGUGGUUAUUGGUCUUCUAAAUGCCAAUGAUGUAUUUCUUGAUUACUAUAUUGGACAUUAUAAGCACUUUGAUUGUUUUGCUUUAAGUGUGAUUGCAGGGACUCACUUCCUUUAUUGUUAUCUGCUGGGAUCUGCUAAUAUGCUUGAGUGUGUUAAUUUAUAUAAGUUAGUGUGUGAUUAUCUAUUUUUGGGUUAGUGCAAUUCGCGUGCAGCUUAGUUAUGGGAAACCUAUUUAUGCCAUAACGUGAAAGAUGGCUCUGCUCUUGGAUAAGCGAGUCUUAAUUAUCGUAUAACCACUAUUGGUAUUUGGAAGUAUAAGAAACAAAUGAAUGGUUUG